Zasmidium cellare ATCC 36951 is the source of this 2823-nucleotide messenger RNA. RefSeq lists its product as uncharacterized. Gene Ontology annotation, molecular function: cysteine-type deubiquitinase activity; K48-linked deubiquitinase activity; cysteine-type carboxypeptidase activity. NCBI's taxonomy places the organism in Eukaryota, Fungi, Ascomycota, Dothideomycetes, Mycosphaerellales, Mycosphaerellaceae. Gene Ontology annotation, biological process: protein K48-linked deubiquitination. The transcript has a single exon. Gene Ontology annotation, cellular component: cytosol; cell periphery. Bases 1 to 2823 code for a protein of 940 amino acids. The record is from RefSeq and is a predicted model, not a curated record.
AUGGUUACCAGGAAGCCCGUCGCCCCGACCAUCUCCACCGCUCAGGCGACGAACCCUGCCAAUGCCGCUCCUCCUUACCCCCAGACGCCCACCGCCGAGUCGGCCAAGACGUCCAGUAGCGUCUACUCCCAAGACUUGAAGAACAGCCCGGCGUUUGACCUGAUCGAUAUGGACGAGGCCCAGAAGAGGCCGAGAAGAGACUCAGAUGUUAGCUCGCAUGGGACGUGGGACUCGGAUGGCACAGAGAGGGACGACGAAACCGGCGAGGACUAUGUCGAUGUCCCUUCGCCCUUGAAGCUCAGGAACAGUCAGCAGAAUGAUAAAGAGGGAGCAGAUGGCAAGAAGGAUAAUGAGCUGCCCGCUGCUCUGAGGCCUGGGCCGGCGAAUGGGGCUGUCGUCGGUACAAGAGCGCAGGAAAGCAAACAGUACGAGGAGGAAGCCCAGAGUAAUCCUUGGCAGCUGGAAUCGAACAACCCAUACCUACAGAAGACUACGCAGGCGAACGGACAUGUCGACAACAGCCAGAAAGUGUGGGAACAGCCUGUGCAAAGUCACCCACACCAACCAUCCUAUGCUCCUCCGCAACCGCCCAGUGCACCGCCGCCUGUACCACCUGUAGAGUUGCCUACCAUAAGAUCGCCUACAGAAGAGCUGUCAAAACUGUCCUUGGGCGAGAGCAGGACGUCGGCAGGGACUGCAGCAUCAUAUGAGACUGCUGAAGUGUUACCAGUACCUCAGCAAGGGCAGUCACCAUUUCCUCAUCCUUCACAACCUAUACCGCCUGCUCUUCCAUCCACGAAUCCCUGGUCUGACGAUGAAGGACAUGCGCCUCCUGCGGCCCCACCAAAAGAAGCGUUGUCUCCUAUCGCCCCCAGACCGAUAUCCGAAUACGAGCCUCCUCCUGGUCCACCUCCAUCACAGCAGGCCCCGCCGACUCCAGCAAGUGCCGGUCCCUUGAUUGACCACGCUGAGCCACCUAGACCUCCUCCAAUAUCUACCCAAGCUCCCACCCCGCAAUCCCCAGGCUCAGUCCCAGAGACGCCAAACACUCGAGAUCGGCGGCAAAGGAGCGAACACUACCAGAUCAAGCAUGUCAACUGGUUUGACUCGUCGUCGGGCAAGGCUGGCAUGCGGAGAUCGCCCAUUCUUACACAAAACGCUAAUGGACCUUGUCCACUACUAGCACUGGUCAACGCUCUUGUACUAUCAACACCACAGAAUUUGGACACUGCACUAGUUGAGACCCUGCGAACACGAGAACAAGUCAGUCUGGGGUUGUUACUGGACGCUGUGUUUGACGAGCUCAUGUCGGGACGCAGAGGUGAUACUGCCCAUCAGUUACCUGACGUAGGUGACUUGUAUGCUUUCUUGCUGGCAUUGCAUACAGGCAUGAACGUCAACCCUCGCUUUAUAACACCAGCAACCACGCCACGAGGAUCGUUAGAUGGCCACCCACCGGAAUUGCACAGCCUGCAUCCUUCUGAACGCUCACAGAACAAGCCCGGCUGUUUCGAGGAGACGAGGGAAAUGCGACUAUACAGCACAUUCAACGUGCCUUUGAUCCACGGCUGGACCGCACCGAAAGAUACCCCUGCUUAUGCUGCUUUCAAUCGAAGUGCACCCUCAUUUGAAGACGCCCAGAACAUCCAAUUCGCUGAAGCAGAGCUUGAAGAUAAAUUGCGAACUGAAGGUCUAAGUUUCCAGGAGCAACAGACCCUCGAAGACAUUCACACAAUCAAGAGCUUCUUGCAAACAUGGCCAACUCAGCUCACAGACUAUGGCUUGGAAACCAUCUCUCGAAGUCUCAAGCCAGGACAAAUCGCAAUCUUGUUUCGCAACGAUCACUUCAGCACACUGUACAAGGAGCCCAGACAUGGGGCCUUGAUGACGCUGGUAACGGAUGCCGGAUACAGCUCACAUGACGAAAUCGUGUGGGAGAGUCUGGUUGACGUGAAUGGUGCUGCAAGUGAGAUGUUUAGUGGCGACCUCCGCACUGUGAGCCAUGGUUCGGACUCGAGGAUGAACCAGAGCAGCUCCGCUGGAGGGAAUGAAGGCAGGCAGACGGUACAGAGUAGGUAUCGAAAUAAGCGGCAGUCAGCGCAGAACGGCGCUGCGGAAGAAGCGCCCCCUCCCUUGCCUGGACCACGGCCCCUUUCCCAUACGGAACCAAAUGCAGGUGCGGCAAACAACGGACCACCACGCACAGCAAGCGAGCAGGAGGAUCAUGACCUGGCACUUGCACUUCAGCUCCAAGAAGAGGAAGAAGACCACCAAAGACAAGUUGAAGAGCGCCGCAGACGGGAACAGCAGCUGUCAGAACAAUUCCUUUCCAACGAGAACGAACGACCUCCAGCAAUUCCACCUCGGCGAAAUCAACGAUCUCCACGAACAAGCCAGACAAACAUUCCCAUCAGUGAAGGCAGGAACAGACAGAGCAGUGCGCCCCAGGCACGUCCUGCGGUUCAUCGACCGGCCCAAAACGAAGAUCCAGACGCACCGCCAUCCUACGAACAAAGUGCUUCUGACAGGCCAUACCGACCUGCAGGAGCCACCGCGCCGCCCUCGCAAGGAAACCCACUCAACACCUUGGACGCCCUGCGUAGACAGCAGUCGGCGUACGGGCAGCAGAGUACUACUUCCGUCAACAGCAUCCCAGGUUCCCCUGGGCAUGGCCGACGGCCUUCAGGUAAUAGACUGCAGAGACGCUCGAGUCAGAUGAAUCCUGACAUUGGCCCUUCAGGUCCUGCGCCGGCUUAUCCCGGUCGAAUGAAUCAAGCGGCCACGGUCAAGGAUGCCGAGAACGAUAAAUGUGUCGUGAUGUAG